AUGGAAGCGUCGAGAAUAUUUGCUGGAAUCGAAGGUGGCGCAACACAAUCCCGACUUCUUUUUAUUGAUGAAACUGGCAAGCGAUAUGGUGAGUGGAGUCAAUCUGGUCUGAAUUGCUGCCUUGAUGGAUUCGAUGUGAUUGCAGACAGAAUAGCAAAGUGGAUUCAAAUGGCUAAAAAAGAAGUUGGGAUCGUUGGUCCUCUUGCAGCUGUGGGGAUGGGUCUUUCGGGGGCUGAAGAUGAAGAAAACAAUCAAAGACUGAUUGGAUUUUUGAAAGAUCAACAUGGCGACAUUGCUGUCGAGUUUUCGCUGUCUUCCGAUGCUGUCGUUGCAGUUGCUGCUUCGUUCCAAAACGGUGGUACGGUAAUGGUUGCUGGAACGGGUUCAGCCUGUCGAUUACUAAAGGCAGACGGCAACGUGUAUGGUGUUGGCGGUUGGGGACAUGAAAUCGGUGAUGGUGGUAGCGCAUUUUGGAUUGCAAGGAGGUUAAUCCGAUACAUAUUUGACGAGGAAGAUGGACUUUAUCCGUCACCAUAUCCGAUUUCAAAAACGAAACGAUUGUUCCUUGAGUUUUUUGGUCUAUGUAAUAAGGCGGGUAUUUUGGAGGUUUUAUAUACUAAUUUCGAUAAAUCCAGGAUUGCAUCUUUUGCGGCUCACGUGGCUAAAGAAGCAAGUGAUGACCCUCUUAUUCGACAAGUUUUCCGCGAUGCUGGUGAGCAACUGGGCUUACAUGUGCGAGCUAUUUCAAGAAAUUUUGAUGAGGAAAUGUUCGACGAUGCUCCGCUUUUACUGAUUGGUUCUGUAUGGCAAAGUUGGGAACUGUUAAAGGAUGGUUUUAUACAUGGGCUCAAGAGUAAUGGCAGUCAAAUUGGACGGGUAACACUCUACAAUCUUUUAGAAACACCUGCUUUAGGAGCAGCUCUACUGGCAGCUAAAAAACUUGGCAAAAAAAUAACGUGCGAACAAAGAACUGCUGUAUUCGAGGAAAUGUCGGAUGAAAACGAUAUUUUACCUGGACAAAAAUGGAUUAUGUGUAAUAUAUGUUGCCGUUCAGCAUCGAUCUCAUCUUCACGUGUUAAAUUUUAUUUAACAAAAUGUGGUCACAUAUUUUGUAGCAAAUGUUUAAUCAGUAUUGGAUCUUCACGGGAUGGGGCUCGUGUAUGUCUGUACUGCAAGGAGAAAAUUACAAUUUGUAAGAUUAGCCGUGAUAUGCCUGAAGCGGUUCAAACAUAUUUCCGAUGUCCCAGAGAAUUAUUGACUGAAUCAAUGGUUGAAAUUAUGCAAGUAAUCAAAUUUCAAACAAUGCAUGCUGCAUAUUUGGUGAAACGCUUUAAUAUAAUGCAAAAUAAUUAUGAAAAACUUCGUCGAUUCUGUUGCGAAAUUCUGCAUAAGAAAACAGUUUUGGAAAGGCAGUUGAUGGGUAAAGUUAAGCUCCCACAGCACAACAAUAUAUCAGUUAACGACAUGAGCACUCCCAUAUUGCGAUCAACUACUUCAGCCAAAAAUUUGCAUUCAAUGCGAAAUGUCGGAACGUCAAAAACAUCAGUCACUUCUGAAAGCAUAUCGAAAUCGGGUACGGAGUCAUCAGUUAUUGAAAAUUCAACCUGUUCGCUCAAUGAAUCGGUGGUUGUUGAUAUGGCGGAAAUAUCUGUAAAGAAUUCAGUGGUUCCUCGAACCUCCCAUGCAAACCAAUCAACUUGGUGAGUGGUAAAUGAUUUUCUCAAAGCAGGUGGCAGUCGAAUUAUGGCCUGCUUUCUGCAGCUUACACAUUUAUGAAAUACUUCACCGGCCCUUUUUUUAUCAACAAUUGUUAUCGAUCAGCCAUUAAUUAGCAUAAACUAUGAUGGGAAAAAAUACGCAAUGGACGAUGAUAUCAAUUACCUUAAGAAUUACGGGUAAAACUAAUUACAAAGAUAUGUUG
Loa loa (African eye worm) is the source of this 1921-nucleotide messenger RNA. RefSeq lists its product as hypothetical. Lineage: Eukaryota; Metazoa; Nematoda; Chromadorea; Rhabditida; Onchocercidae. The record is from RefSeq and is a predicted model, not a curated record. The coding region runs from base 1 to 1704 and encodes 567 amino acids. Gene Ontology annotation, molecular function: N-acetylglucosamine kinase activity. The transcript is spliced from 17 exons.